CGGAACGAAUUACCGCCAAUUGCCGAUGGCCGCGAAACUGGAGGUGCGUGAGGCGCUGCUGAUCGAGAAGAAGGUCUGCCGCUUCUGCCUGACCGAGCAGAAGCUGGCCUCGAUUUUCGAGGAAAAUCCACGGGUGAAAACAACCGCCAAUCUGCCGCUGCAGAUUAUGGCCAUCACGGCGAUCGAGGUCUACGCCGGCGACGGAAUGCCGGGGCAUAUCUGUCUGGAGUGCCGCCUCCUCUUCGAGCACUGCUACCGCUUCAAGCAGAUGUGCAAGCGGGCGGAGACCCUCCUGCGCCAGUAUCCGCUCACGGGUAACUGGCCGUCGCCGCUGGAAAAGCCCCGUGCGCCCAUGAUGAUGGGGCCCAAGAAGUUGCUGGUCGUGCCAACAAAGGCAGCCGAGCCAAGCGAAACACCCAAAAAGCUACUGAACACAAUGGCCAAAUCCAGUAGUCAGGUGAUCAUCGAGGACGUCCAGGUGCUGGAGAGCGCCAUGGUGACCCACGGGACGGUAGCAGGUUCCUCUCCAGUGCCACGUCGUUCGCACGCCUAUGAGCUGAAGGUGGAUAACAACCAGGAGCUGUCCAUGGACGAUGUGCAGAGCAUGCUGGAGGAUAUGGCCAGUGAGCUAGAGAAGGAGUUCCCCGAAAUCCCUCAGAAAGCAUCACCCGUUAAGCCGAAGGUGCUGAACAAGUCCUCGAUUAGGAUCUUGAACAAGGGACCCGCCGCUCCGGUGGAACCGCGCCUGGCCACCCCCAAAGUCAAGCGAGAUGACAGUGGCAAUGUGGCAAUAGUGACAGAGGUUCUGGACUCGGAUCUGCCAUUGGACGAUCAGGAUGAUCCGACCAAGAACGCCGAGAAAGUGGUCACCGACGUGUUCCCCUGUCCCGAUUGCGAACGCUCCUUUCCGCUGCAGCAGCUGCUCGAGAUCCAUCGGCUGAAUCACACUCGCUCGCGCAGCUUCCAGUGCCUCCUGUGCGAGAAAAGCUUUUUCUCCAAGUACGACCUGGCCAAGCACAACUUCGUGCACACCGGCGAGCGGCCUUUCAAGUGCGCCAUCUGCUCGAAAGCCUUCACCCGGAAGGCAUUGCUCCAUCGCCACGAGCGAACCCACACGGACGUACCCAAGUUCAUCUGCGUGUACUGCGAGAAGCCCUUCCUUUCGCGCCAGGAGAUGGAGAAGCACACCGAGCGGCAUCAGAAAAAGCGUCCGUUCCAAUGCGGCGUCUGCACCAAGUCGUUUGCCUUCAAGCAGGGAUUGGAGCGUCAUGAGACUGUCCACUCCACCAAUCUUCCCUUUCCCUGCCAGCACUGCGAGAGAAGCUUUUCCACCGCUUCCAAGCUGGCCCGCCACCUGGUUGCUCACGCCGGGAAGAGGGCGUAUCCCUGCAAGUACUGCCACAAGUCCUACAUGUUGUCGCACCAUCUCUCGCGCCACCUGCGCGUGCACACACAGACUUCCGACGCCUCGUUCGUGUGCAGCGAGUGCAAGGUGUCGUACAACAACUACAAUGACCUGCUGGAGCACGCGCUCAUCCAUGCCACCGCCAGCCUGAAAUGUCCCAUGUGUCGGAAGCAGAUCGAGGAUAUCGACAGUGUCGAGAGCCACAUGGAUCAGCACAAGCAGAGCGAGCGCCAUGCCUGCGAGUUCUGCGACCACAUCUUCUUGACGCAGAAAUGCCUGCAGCGCCACAUCGAGGACGAUCAUGUGGUGGACAUGGAGCCGUACCAAAACCAGUUCGAAGACGACGGCGAAGGAGAAGGCGGCGUCGAUGAGAAGGAGGAACAUCUCGACGAUUUUGAAGACCUGGACAAUGCGAAGCAGGAGGAAUUCGUGACGGAAUAUUUAGAAGACGAUGCUCUCUAUGAGGACCACCUAGACGAUAGCGACGAAUCCUUCACGCCGCCGCCUCCGAAGCAGCGUAAAACCAAUCCUCCCAAGGACGCCCAGCAAUCCGUGCGCCAAACUCGCAGUCGGGAUGCUCAAAGAAUCACUCCGAAGACGGGAAAGAACGAAGGCAAGCCUCAUCACAAACUGGAACGCAACCUUAAGAAUCGCAGAUCCGCAAAAUAAUGAUAGCAGUUGAAUAGAUUGCUUGCGGAAAGUGCAUCCGUGCUUAUGCUUAAAUUUAAAUUCUAUUUAAUUGUAACUUUUAAUUUUUCCUUUAACCGAAGGCCUUUUAAAUAAACUCCUCACCAGAA
Messenger RNA from Drosophila mauritiana, 2202 nucleotides. It is a transcript of the gene pita, whose product is annotated as zinc finger protein 623. Gene Ontology annotation, biological process: regulation of transcription by RNA polymerase II. Gene Ontology annotation, molecular function: chromatin insulator sequence binding; zinc ion binding. Gene Ontology annotation, cellular component: chromosome; nucleus. Bases 26 to 2074 code for a protein of 682 amino acids. The record is from RefSeq and is a predicted model, not a curated record. The transcript has 3 exons. Lineage: Eukaryota; Metazoa; Arthropoda; Insecta; Diptera; Drosophilidae.